Messenger RNA from Lagenorhynchus albirostris (white-beaked dolphin), 761 nucleotides. RefSeq lists its product as uncharacterized. The transcript has 5 exons. NCBI's taxonomy places the organism in Eukaryota, Metazoa, Chordata, Mammalia, Artiodactyla, Delphinidae. Gene Ontology annotation, molecular function: protein binding; chitin binding. Gene Ontology annotation, cellular component: methylosome; extracellular region. The record is from RefSeq and is a predicted model, not a curated record. Bases 1 to 699 code for a protein of 232 amino acids. Gene Ontology annotation, biological process: oocyte axis specification.
AUGGGUGCUGUUGAAUUGUGGGAGCUGGAUGAGAAUGAGACACUCAUUGUCAGCAAGUUCUGCAAGUAUAAGCAUUAUGACAUCAUGUCUACAGUCAGUGUGCUGAGCUCUGGCACACAAGCUGUCAGUGGUAGGAAAGACUUCUGCAUCAAGGUUUUGGACCUUGCUCAGCAAAUGGUUCUGAAUUCAUACCGAGGCUGCAGUGCCUCUGGCUACCUUCCCGCCUCCCUGGCUUGGCAUCCUCAGCAGAGUGAAGUCUUUGUCUUUGAAUGCACUCCACCAGCCACCAAGGCCUGGUACAACCCACCAGUGACACCCGGAAAUGAAGUUUCCUGUGCCAGUAUCGGUGGAGACAACCCACCAGUGACACCCGGAAGUGAAGGUUUCUAUGCCAAUAUCAGUGGAGACAGCGGCAGUGGUGGAGAAGGUGGUGGUGAUGGAGGAAGUUGUGGAGGUGACGGUGAUGGGAGCAGUGGAGGAGGUGAAGGUUUCUGCACUGGUAAAGCAGAUGGCAUUUAUAGCAAUCCUAAAGACACCACCAAGUUCCACCAGUGUGUUGGAGGCAAGACCUUCCACUCCCAGUGUGCUCAGGGUCUGGUGUUCCACCAGAACUGCAAGUGUCGUAAUUGGCCUUCAAUUCAAAAUGUUGGAAAAAUUCUACUUUGUCACAAAUUCUCUUGUGCUGCAUGUCAAACUUAAUCUUCCAAUACUCCAUGUAGUCUACAUAUUAUAUCAAUCUAUCUGUCAAUUUGGAAGCCCUA